UCUCCUCAGAUCACCUCACCACAGCUGCUGGUGUGAUAGAAGGAAAGACAAAUCACAGAGAUGUCUGUCCUGCAGGAAAUCAGCCAAAACGUUAGGAGCAUAAAGCAGUUAGAGUAUGCGGUCCUGGCCAGACGAGCAAACCAGAUCCAGAAAGAACUCAGUCAGGGAGUGAGAAAGCCCUACAAAGAACUGAUUGAUGUCUGCUGGGGUGAUCCACACAGCAUGGAUGUGAAGCCUCUGACAUUUGUCAGACAAGUUCUUGCAGCAUGUGUUUACCCUGAGCUUAUGAGCAGCCACAAACUACCCCUGGAUGUCAGACAGAGGGCUCAGUGGCUACUUGGGAGAUGUGACGGAGGGAGUGUAGGUUCAUAUCUUGCUCCAACGGGUAUCCCAGAAAUAGUCCAGAGAAUGUCUGAAUCCAUAAGAAGUCGCGAUGGUGGGGUUCCAUGUAACCCUGACAAUAUAUUCAUCAGCCCUGGAUCGCAGUGGUCACUCACGAACAUCAUCCAGGUCUUAGUGAACAAUGAGGCUCCACUCAGAACAGGUAUACUAACUCCAGUGCCAUGCCAUGUGACCACCAUUAUGUCCAUAAAGUCGCUGGGAGCAGCUGUCAUCCCCUACUUCCUCAGUGAGGAGCACGGAUGGGCCUUGCAGGUAGAGGAGCUACAGCGAGCGCUGGAAUCUGCAAAGGGAGGCUGUAACCCGGUUGCUCUGUAUGUCAUCAACCCUGGAAACCCAGCAGGUUAUGUUCAAAGCAGAAAAUCCAUACAAGAGGUGAUCCAGUUUGCUUCAGAGAAAAGACUCUUCCUUCUGGCUGAUGAGGUCUAUCAGGACUGUGUUUAUGGGAAAAACAGUGAGUUUGUCUCGUACAAAAGGGUUCUGGCUGAGAUGGGGCCUCCUUUUUCAGACACAGUGGAGCUGGCAUCCUUCCACUCAGUAUCCAAAGGCUUCAUGGGAGAGUGUGGGCUGCGUGGUGGAUAUGUUGAGCUUGUAAAUCUGGACCCCAAUGUUGUGAAAUAUAUCUUCAAUCUAAUCUGCAAAGACAGCACUACGCCUGUGUUGGCUCAUUUCGCCAUGGAUCUGAUGAUGAACCCUCCACGGCCAGGAGACCCGUCAUACCCCCUCUAUAAUCAGCAGACACAAGACAUCAAGAACAUGCUGGUUCAAAAUGUGAAGACAGCCCACGAGGUUGUCAACAGCCUGCCAGGUUUCAGCUGCCAACCAGUGGAAGGAGGAGCUUUUGUGUUUCCAAGAGUGUUUCUCCCACCUAGAGCCAUUCAAAAAGCCAAAGAAGAAGGAAUGCAACCAGAUACAUUCUACUGUAUGAGACUUCUAGAGGAGAUGGGAGUUUUAGUCAGUCCUGGUUGUGAGUACGGACAAAAAGAGGGCACCUACCACAUCAGAUUUUGCAUUAUGGCAUCUCAGGACAUCAUAGAUCAAGUACUGAAACGUCUGACUACCUUUCACACCAAGUUUAUGAAGGAUUUUUCCUAAACAAACGGAAAUGUUCCUGGUUUCUGCUCUCACUUUCAUUUUUUCACAGUUCACUGAUUCAGUGCAAGUAACAAAACAAUCAAACCGUUUUUCUCAUUUUGGCAUGUUAGUGUUUAAUGCGAUAAAUAUAUUAUUUUCUGCAUACGGUCUAUUUCAGUGCCCUUUGGCCAAUCAUCCUUGUUCUUUACUCAUUUGAGUAACAUCCAACUUCUGCUUUUCAGAAAGCAAUGAUAUACAAUCUAAAGUCAACAAUCCAAAUGGAUUUUACAUGGAGUUCAUUCAUCAUUUACCUAAAAAAAAAAAACAAUGGCGGCCCACCGCGUAUUCCUGCUCCUCAAAGACUUCCAAAUAAUUCAGAGCAUUCACAGCUGACUCCAAUACUCCCAACAUCUUAUACAAGAAAUCUUUAUCUUCUUUGGUUCCUCUGUACCAGCUAACACAUCCAUCAUGAACAUGAAGAAGACACUCAUCACGAUUAAUCCACCUCAUAGUCGCUGUUGUGAUUCUGAGCAAAAGGGUUUGACUCUGUAUUGUUGAGCAGCUCCACCAGUAAGGAGAUGAGGUUUCCGUCUUGAUAAGAGUUUGUGCUUGUGUUGCUGGGAUUGUUCAGGUUUCGGUAGAGCAUGGUCUGAAUGGAAGUGCGGAGCUCCCACAGCAGCUCCCACGUCUCAACUGACAGCUCACAGCGAACCAGAGAGCGUCCAGGAAAUGAUACUUCCACUCUGUUUCCAUUUACUGGGACAUAAAAAGGAGCAGAGUAAUGUAAUAAGUAUAUAUAAUAAAAGGAAGUGCAAAAGUAUUUUUACACUAACAUAGAAGAAGUCAUUUUUCUCUGGUUGGAAAAACAACUGAACCAAAAUCAGCAUUGUAGGUAAGAUUAAGGAGGACAAGUAAUCAUUCAGUGCCACAGCCUAAAACAGCAAAAGAAACACAUGCAGAAAUGGCAAAAGUGGACAGAAACUCAUUGUAAUUUUGAAUAUUUCUUGGACGAAGGCUUGAGGUUGAAUUAGCGCAAAUCUCUGACACAAAUGUGGAGUAGUAUAGAUAGUGUAGGAGUCUGAUUUUAGCACGGUGGAAAAAUAUGCGGAAUUAAAAUACAGUACAUACAUUGGUUUUGAUAUUUUAAUAAAUUGCUAAUUUGUCAAAUAGUGGACAUGGCAAAACUGGUGGGAUGCUCCUCUAAAAGGCAAAAUAUCACCCCAGCAGAAAACAGUCAACAUGGUCAUGAUUUUAGACCGAACAUAGAAGUGAACAAAAUAAUCGUCUUGUUCGAUGACCAGGCUAAGGGUUAAGUAAGGGUGUCCUUCAUUUCUGCACACACUUUCAACCAUUAAUGAACACUGCAGUUCCUGUGCUACUAAACUGUUCUUCAUAGUCCUACCUGUCUCUGUGAUAUCACAAUCUGUGAGUAGCAGCAGGGCAAGUGGAUGCACAGUAGAGGAGUCUCUGAUGAAGACAUUCCCGUUAGACUUGACUGCACUGAAGAAGGUCAACCAACGACUAGGGAGAGGCUCUUUUCCUCUUCAACAGAGAGAAAAACAUAAAGUUAACAUGAAUAUUUUGUAAGGAAAUGCUCACUUUUUGAGAGUGUUCAAACCUGUUCACAGAGGAGCGGUGAAGCAGCACUGACCCACUCAGUGUGCGGAAAGACAAAUUGUUGGGACGAAAGCGUCCUCCUUUGGUCACAACACCUUUUUUUACCUGGAAACAAAGGAGGUGAAUUCAUGUUAAGCUGGAAUGUAACCUCACAAUGCAGCGUUUGCAGCAAUAAGGAUGUACAGUAGAAGCAUUAGGCAAGACCAACCACAAUGAAAAAUUGAAAUUAAUAUUAGUAAAUGCUAAUUUACAACAGAUGAACAAUGUCGUAAAUCACAAGGAUAUAGUUGAACAACUACAGAAAUACUUUUCCAUGUCAGCCCAUGCAGAAAUAAUUGCCCGUUCUUUCAAGGAGCACAGCAGGAAGCAGACCGUACAAAGCCACUCUGCGAAGCUGCCAUUUACCUGAAUGAGGUUGGGAUACAGUCCAGCCAGCAGCACAGCUUUAAGCAGCUCAUCCUGGUGGCUGUGCUCAUUGUAGAGAGAAGUGGAACGCUGGCACUCAUUAGCACGAGAAACCAGGCCUGCUUCGUGCAGGUUGUCACUAAACUGAGAGAUGAGGCCUGUAACAGGGCGAAACGAGAAAAGGAAACAUUUUGUGAAUGUUGCAUGUUAACAAAAAGAGCAGGCAGUGUUCAUUCCUAAAAGUGAACUAGGCUAAUGUUUAAAUAGGCCUGUGAUUCAAACUAACCAUUGAUGAAGCGAAGGCUGCCUUUGGACAGAGUGUAUCUGUCCAGAAAUUCAUCUCUGUCCUCUCUGUCGCCAUCCUGCUGAACCUUCCUCCAGCCCAGAACAGCUCUGCUGAACACCAGAUAGUCACUGUAGCCAGAGCCGCUCAGAGCCUCUUUUGCCUGGACAAACACAAUACAGAUGAUUGAAUACUGACGAAAUAAUGUAUUCCAUUUAAUUCAAAUGUAUUUUUUCUUUAAAUUGUGUGGAAAAAUAAAACUGUAAAGACAAGAAAUGAA
This is a messenger RNA of Amphiprion ocellaris (clown anemonefish), 4058 nucleotides long. Its product is annotated as alanine aminotransferase 2-like. The coding region runs from base 61 to 1494 and encodes 477 amino acids. Gene Ontology annotation, biological process: biosynthetic process. The transcript has 11 exons. The record is from RefSeq and is a predicted model, not a curated record. Gene Ontology annotation, molecular function: L-alanine:2-oxoglutarate transaminase activity; pyridoxal phosphate binding. Lineage: Eukaryota; Metazoa; Chordata; Actinopteri; Pomacentridae.